This is a messenger RNA of Cooperia oncophora, 705 nucleotides long. The record is from the annotation of a GenBank genome assembly. NCBI's taxonomy places the organism in Eukaryota, Metazoa, Nematoda, Chromadorea, Rhabditida, Trichostrongylidae.
CUGUAUAUUCCGACCAUACGAUCAUUAGUUAAAUACCUUUUCAGACGAUCUGCAUCCGCAUCGUAUAUAAGCGCUUCAUGCGCUCGUUCUACCUGCUCAAUCAGCAAACAGGCGAAGAAAAACAAUAAGCAAGUGGCUAUAAGAGAUUCACGUGAGCUUCAAGUGGUUGCGGCUGAAGAAGCUGAAGGGCAUUUUUUUGUUAUACUUGUCUUCUUUUCAAAAAUAUCGAAAACAUCAUUGUUUCAGGGAAGGAUGUUUAUGCAGGUAUCGUGUCCCAAUAACGAAGGUACGGCGUUGAUUGGAGAAAAGGACAUUAGAAGCGCGGCUUUUGAGGAACCAGAAAAUGGUCCUAGGGCAGGAACUUGUGGAGGCAUGAGGGUUUGCGCUUUCUGUUAUCUGCGCAACACUGCAAAUCAAGGAUGGUUCGUCCUGCGUCCUGCAGGAAAAACGAAGAAGCGAACAGCAUUCUUCGAGAGUCUUCUAGAUCCCAGUCAAUGCCCAGCUAACAUUGUAGAACGUAUGACUAGGACAUUCAGAGUGGAUAACAUGGUGUCUGGAUGGUGGAGAGUUGUGGCAUUAGCGAUGCUUGGCCUCCUUGGAUCAGCAACAGUAAUUUUGCAUUCACUAAUGGGCCGCAGAAGAAGACGACAGGGUGCUUUGAUUGAUUCUCCUUCUAGUUCCAAUGCAUCCGUUUCAAAUGCUACG